AUGGACGUGGACGACGCGGAGAGUGAUGUGCUGAGGCAGCUGGAAGAGACGAGGGAGUGGUCGGAUGAGGUUUUGACUGAGAUCUCGAGAAUUGGCGAGGGCGCGAGCGGGACGGUCCAUGCUGUGCGUGAUACGAGGACGGGCAUCGUGCUGGCGCGGAAGACCGUUACGACGAGAGAGGCACCUAUGAAGCAGCUUCUCAGGGAACUUAACAUCGCCACGACUGCGCGACACCCCAAUAUCGUCAAGUCGUAUGGAGCUUAUAUCAGCCCGAGCAGUAGCGAAGUGAAGGUGGUGAUGGAGUUCUGUGAAGGACGAAGUUUGGAGGCUGUCGGGAAGCGGAUCAGGCAAGGAGGUGCGAGGGUCGGGGAAAAGGUCAUUGGGCGAUUCGCGGACGGGAUCCUCGAAGGCCUCGCGUACCUCCACUCCCAGAAGAUCAUUCAUAGAGAUAUCAAGCCUUCGAAUAUACUCAUCUCUCGCCGAGGAAUCGUCAAGCUAUGUGACUUUGGCGUAUCAGGAGAGCUGGUCAAUUCUGAAGCCAUGACGUUCACCGGGUCGAGCCUCUACAUGGCGCCCGAACGUAUUCACGGCCAGAAGUAUAAUAUCCGGUCAGAUGUCUGGUCAACGGGGCUAUCGUUGCUUGAGUUUGCCAUGAACCGCUUCCCGAUCCCUGUGAACGACCAAGCGCCCAUCGAGCUGAUGGUGUCCAUCACGCGCAAUGAGCCUCCUCAACUCGAAGACGAGCCAGGUCUCACUUGGAGCGAUGCCAUGAAAGACUUCAUUCGCUUAUCCCUCACUGUAUCUCCAAUGGACCGCCCGUCUCCGGAAGAACUGCUUUCCCAUCCGUGGAUCACGCAAGUUAGGCAACGCGAGGUCAACAUGGCAGCGUGGAUCAGCCAAGUGUGGGGCUGGUAA
Gloeophyllum trabeum ATCC 11539 is the source of this 915-nucleotide messenger RNA. RefSeq names its product kinase-like protein. Gene Ontology annotation, biological process: protein phosphorylation; cell integrity MAPK cascade; regulation of fungal-type cell wall organization. The coding region runs from base 1 to 915 and encodes 304 amino acids. The transcript has 5 exons. The record is from RefSeq and is a predicted model, not a curated record. Gene Ontology annotation, molecular function: MAP kinase kinase activity; ATP binding. Lineage: Eukaryota; Fungi; Basidiomycota; Agaricomycetes; Gloeophyllales; Gloeophyllaceae.